GGUCAUUGGUCCUUGAGGCCGGUCGAUGUUUUUCAGCUUCACACUACGCUACAUGUGUGGUGACCAAAAACAAAAUGUUAAAUAUAUAGGUUUUGUAUUUGUAACAUCAAUUGCAGACAUUCACACAUUGAGGGGUCAUGCAGAUUCAAUUUUAAUUACUUCUCUCAGCCAGGACAUGCCAAACCAGUGGGUUUUAGUUUUAUGAUUCUGUGAACAGAAUAGAAGUGAUCUCGGGACCAAAAGUAUAUAUAGAGAAAAUAAAUAUUUGAUUUCAAAUGUAAAACACCACCAGUGCAACAAAUCUACAUGAACAACUUGCUUCUCAACCUCAGACCAACCCUUUAUCUGCACCCUGAAACAUAAUCUACAUGAACACCUUACUUCUCAACUAAACCACUAACCUAUGUAUAAGAAUUGCACACCGCAUGAUGUUUCUCCCUAUAUGAAAAUGUUUAACACCAUAUGUCCCUUGAGUUUAAUCUAAUGUCAUAAGUAUGCGGUGGAACUGUAUAUAUAUUAGCAGCCCAAUAGUUGUUUUACUGCAAGGUUCAGAAGUUACAAGACCUCUUAUGCUAGAGACAUAUCACCAAGUGUUUUGAAAGACAGACAAGCGAACUACGAGACAUGGGGAGUGAGCAUGUUGGGCAGGGAGGUUCCAUAAUGAAGGCCAACGGCGGCAGAGCGACGAUUUUGGCUCUUGGCAAGGCCUUCCCUCAUCAGCUUGUCAUGCAGGAUUUUCUGGUUGAUGGGUAUUUCAGAGAUACCAACUGUGAUGAUCCUGAACUUAAGCAGAAGCUGGCUCGACUCUGCAAGACAACAACAGUCAAAACUAGGUAUGUUGUCAUGUCAGAUGAGAUUCUAGAGAAGUACCCAGAGCUUACAACUGAAGGCACACCCACUAUAAAGCAAAGACUGCAUAUUUGUAACGAAGCUGUAACACAGAUGGCAAUUGAAGCUUCAGGAGCUUGCAUCAAGAACUGGGGGAGACCUAUUUCAGAUAUAACACACUUGGUCUAUGUCUCAUCCAGUGAAGCUCGACUACCCGGUGGUGACAUUUACCUAGCAAAAGGACUUGGCCUCCGUCCCGAGACUCAAAGGGUCUUGCUUUACUUCUCAGGCUGCUCGGGUGGUGUGGCUGGCCUUCGUGUUGCCAAGGACAUUGCUGAGAACAAUCCAGGAAGCAGAGUACUACUUGCUACUUCUGAAACCACUAUUAUUGGCUACAAACCACCAAGUGCACAUAGACCGUAUGAUCUGGUUGGUGUUGCACUAUUUGGGGAUGGUGCUGGAGCCAUGUUGAUUGGCUCAGACCCUGACUUAAUCUCUGAAAAGCCUCUGUUUGAGCUUCACACUGCCAUACAAGAGUUCCUGCCAGACACCGAGAAGACCAUUGAUGGAAGGGUCACAGAAGAGGGGAUUAGUUUCAAGCUAGGAAGAGAGCUUCCUCAGAUAAUUGAAGAUCACAUUGAAGGGUUCUGUGGGAGGUUGAUGGGAGUUCUUGGAUAUGAUAACAAGGAGUACAAUAAGAUGUUUUGGGCUGUUCAUCCAGGAGGUCCUGCAAUCUUGAACCGGUUGGAGAAGCGUCUUGAUUUGUUCCCAGAGAAGUUAAAUGCCAGCCGACGAGCUCUGACAGAUUAUGGCAAUGCUAGCAGUAAUACCAUAGUGUAUGUGCUGGAGUACAUGAUAGAAGAGAGCAAGAAGAUCAAGAAGGAACAGCAAGAAGGAGAUGGUGAAUGGGGAUUGAUACUGGCUUUUGGACCUGGAAUUACUUUUGAGGGAAUUCUAGCAAGGAACCUUGCUGUCUAAGCAUAAAGCCAAAUCUUAGAUAGCUCACUAGAACUUUUAUAUCUGCUGUCAUUAGGCCACAUGAGGUGCGCUUAUGUUUAUGUAAUUGUCUUUCCAUUGAUUUCAAUUGAAUAUAUAAGACUGAAGUUCUUAAAGUCUAACAAUCCUUAAAAUCAGUCCAAGUUUAUUAUUUUGUUUUCGUUCCAACCAAAUGACCCAAAAUCAAUUUGUGAUAAUUGUUGUUUACCCUAUAAUCUA
Molecule: messenger RNA, 2043 nt
Organism: Prunus persica (peach)
Lineage: Eukaryota; Viridiplantae; Streptophyta; Magnoliopsida; Rosales; Rosaceae
Product: type III polyketide synthase B
Exons: 2
Coding region: 625-1806 (393 amino acids)
Biological process (GO): polyketide biosynthetic process
Molecular function (GO): acyltransferase activity, transferring groups other than amino-acyl groups
Source: RefSeq, a predicted model, not a curated record